Gigantopelta aegis is the source of this 2211-nucleotide messenger RNA. RefSeq lists its product as uncharacterized. Gene Ontology annotation, cellular component: nucleus. Gene Ontology annotation, biological process: regulation of neurogenesis; anterior/posterior pattern specification; regulation of transcription by RNA polymerase II. The coding region runs from base 121 to 1200 and encodes 359 amino acids. The record is from RefSeq and is a predicted model, not a curated record. Lineage: Eukaryota; Metazoa; Mollusca; Gastropoda; Neomphalida; Peltospiridae. Gene Ontology annotation, molecular function: protein dimerization activity; DNA-binding transcription factor activity, RNA polymerase II-specific; RNA polymerase II cis-regulatory region sequence-specific DNA binding. The transcript is spliced from 4 exons.
UUGGUCGAGAGUUCUGGCAUUUCGCCCGACUCGUGUCUCUCAGUGUAAACAGUCAGCGCAGUGGAUUUGCGUGCCAGCACACGAUUUUAGUCGUUCCCAUCCCUGCUAUUGAGGAAAACCAUGGAUAUGCCAACGGCCGUUUUCUCUAGGAAAAGAAACACCGCUUCGGGCCAAAAAAGGCAAAAUAAACCGUUGAUCGAGAAACGAAGGCGCGCCAGAAUCAACGACUGUCUUUCACAACUACAAACACUGGUACUCAAGGCCAAGAAAGUCGAGAGUCCAAGACCGGGCAAGUUGGAAAAAGCCGACAUUUUGGAGAUGACAGUGGACUACAUCAAGAAAAACAGAAAUCCGGCAACAGAGGCGAAUGGACAUGUUGAAAAACCGGAAGUGAAGGUUCAGUAUCUGUCCGGCUACGAACGCUGUAUACAGGAAGUGGUGCAAUUUCUAGACAAGCAGACGGACAUCACCGACGAGAUGAAGGAAAGGAUAUCAAAAUACUGCAGUACAAAACUGAGAGAAACUCAGAGACCGCGGGAACACGCGGAAUUUAAACCGGAAAAGAUGGAUGACGACAGUCAAGACAGCGACCAGUCAGAAUGCGACUCAGAUGCCGACACUUCCGGUAGGGAAACGGAGAAACCGGAAGUUCGAAAAAUAAACCAAACAACGGCAUAUGUUACGCCGCUUCAACAGACUACCAGUCAAGCCAGCACGACUACCAGUCAAGUUGUGCAAGGAAUUGGCGCUGUGGCAACGUCGGUGAACAGCGUAACGGGUCUUCAGAUUCCAGUCCAGCAAAGUACAGGACAGAUCAAACUUAUCUGCGGGGGUGAUAUCUGGAUACUUCUGGAUCCCAACAGUUCGGUGACCUCCGAAGCAAGCCCAGUUGUAAAGCAGACGACAUUGUCAACGUCGCAAGAUGUCGCUGUUGCGAAACCAGCCGAAACCGAGACUUUGUUUUCGUUCGGGAUUGCCAAUACAGUUCCACACAAUUUUUCCAUGCCUAUUUUACCGUUUCACGGAAUUACAACUUUGAGUAACACUAACCAGUGUUUUACACCUGGAAGACUGUGCGAAGUUGUACGACCACAGAACCACCCUAUUCUGUUACCCACACCAGCACCGUGUUUACCUGUUGUCAAUAAUGGACACCCGAGCGUUGACCAAGGUGCGUCGUCAAUAUGGCGGCCAUGGUAAAAUUACAAACCAAUAGAAAUGGUGCUUACAACGAACAUUAUGUGCUAUCUAUGUAUAUUGUGGUUUCUAUGGAUAAUCAUGUGCCUGUGUCUGUGAUAUAUUAUGCUAAUGACCACCAAGAAAAGAUAUAUUUUAAUUUACAAUAUGAAUAUGAAAUUAUGAAAUAUUUUAUGGUUUAUUUCAGAAAGUUUAGUUUUUAUACUUCGGCGAUCUUUAGAUGUGCAUAAUUUUACCAUAUCACAAUUAUCAGCAUCAUGGCAUAUGUACAUGCAUUUAUUUAAAUAAUAAGUAAUAUACAUUCCAUUUACUCAUAAUAUAUACAUGUAGUUUUAAUAUGCAUUUCAAUAUUUCAUAGAGUAUUUAUAUUUCCACGGUAUGCCACUACAUAAAUUCCUUUUGAGAAAUCCCUUAUUAACCCAUCUGUAAUUGGAUUUUUGUCUGUAAUUAAAUCAGAUAAAAUUACAAAGCGAAAAAAAAAAAUAAUGAGAAAUUCAAAAUAAUAAAAUGACAUUGUUUUUUUUCUGUACUGUGUAAUAGACUGUGAAAUAUUAAAAUAUUCCCUUAUGAACCCAUCUAUAAUUGGAUUUUCGUCUGUAAUUAAAUGAUAUAAAAAUACAGAACGAAAAACAGAAAUGCAAAGUUUAAAAUAAUAAUAAAAUUACAUUGGUUUUUUUUUGUACUGUGAAAUAGACAGUGAAAUUUUAAAUUAUUCCUUAUUAACCCAUCCAUAAUUGACUUUUUGUCUGUAAUUAAAUGAGAUAAAAAUACAAAGCGACAAAAAGGAAAUACGAAGUUUAAAAUAAUAAUAAAAUUACAUUGUGUUUUCCUUUGUACUGUGUAACAGACUGUGAAAUAUUAAAAUAUUCCCUUAUUAACCCAUCUAUAAUUGAAGAGUUCAGGCGCAAAACGCAAUAUAAACCAUUUUGUAUCUAGUUUUUAGUUAAAACCAUUAUUGUAUGUCAGUAAGGGCUAAUCGUAGGCCCGCUGUUUUGCUGCAAAACGUGAUUGAUC